This is a messenger RNA of Calypte anna (Anna's hummingbird), 3887 nucleotides long. RefSeq names its product G protein-coupled receptor kinase 6 (gene GRK6). Bases 65 to 1747 code for a protein of 560 amino acids. Gene Ontology annotation, cellular component: plasma membrane; cytoplasm. The record is from RefSeq and is a predicted model, not a curated record. Gene Ontology annotation, molecular function: G protein-coupled receptor kinase activity; ATP binding. NCBI's taxonomy places the organism in Eukaryota, Metazoa, Chordata, Aves, Apodiformes, Trochilidae. The transcript is spliced from 16 exons. Gene Ontology annotation, biological process: signal transduction; regulation of signal transduction; protein phosphorylation.
GGGGCCGCGGGGCGCGGCCGAGCGGUGGGGAGCGGCGCGGGAGGCGGAGGCGCCGCCCGGGCCCAUGGAGCUGGAGAACAUCGUCGCCAACACCGUCCUCCUCAAGGCCCGCGAAGGUGGUGGUGGAAACCGGAAGGGAAAGAGCAAGAAAUGGCGCCAGAUGCUGCAGUUCCCCCACAUCAGCCUCUGUGAGGAUCUGCGACAAAGCCUCGAGAGGGACUACCACAGCCUGUGUGAGAAGCAGCCCAUUGGACAUGAGCUCUUUCGGCAGUUCUGCGAGACACGACCCGAGCUGUCACGCUGUGUAAAGUUCCUGGAUGCUGUGGCAGGGUACGAAGUGGCUCCAGAUGAGAAGCGGAAGGAAUGCGGGCAGCACCUGAUUGAAAAGUACUUGAAGCCAAAUAGUGAGGACCAUGUCCCUGAAGUUCCCUUGCAUCUGGUGGAUGCCUGUUGUGAGAGGCUGGAGCAGGAACCUUCCAAGGAGCUCUUUAAGGAAUCCACUAAGCUUAUCCAUGACUACCUGAGCGUGGCUCCCUUUGCUGACUACCUCGACAGUUUGUACUUCAACCGCUUCCUGCAGUGGAAAUGGCUGGAACGGCAGCCUGUGACCAAAAACACUUUCCGCCAGUACCGAGUGCUGGGCAAGGGCGGUUUUGGGGAGGUUUGUGCCUGCCAAGUGCGUGCCACAGGGAAGAUGUAUGCCUGCAAGAAGCUGGAGAAGAAACGGAUCAAAAAGCGGAAGGGAGAGGCCAUGGCCCUGAAUGAAAAACAGAUCCUGGAAAAAGUGAACAGUAGGUUUGUAGUGAGCUUAGCCUAUGCAUAUGAAACUAAAGAUGCUCUCUGCCUAGUGCUGACCCUCAUGAAUGGAGGGGACCUCAAGUUCCAUAUCUACCACAUGGGAGAGGCUGGCUUUGAGGAGCCCCGAGCAGCUUUCUAUGCUGCUGAGAUCUGCUGUGGCCUUGAGGACUUGCACCAGGAGAGGAUAGUGUACAGGGACCUGAAGCCAGAGAACAUAUUGCUGGAUGACCAUGGUCACAUCCGUAUCUCAGACCUGGGAUUAGCUGUGCAUGUGCCAGAGGGCCAAACAAUCAAGGGCCGAGUGGGAACAGUUGGCUACAUGGCUCCAGAGGUGGUGAAGAACGAACGCUACACGUUCAGCCCCGACUGGUGGGCUCUGGGCUGCCUGGUGUAUGAGAUGAUCGAGGGGCAGUCCCCCUUCCAGCAGCGCAAGAAGAAAAUCAAGCGGGAGGAGGUGGAGCGGUUGGUGAAGGAAGUGCAGGAGGAGUACUCAGAGAAGUUCUCGCCCUGUGCCCGCUCCCUCUGCACCAUGCUGCUGUGCAAAGACCCUUUGGAACGCCUGGGGUGCCGAGGAGCUGGGGCCAAAGAAGUGAAGGAGCACCCUCUCUUCAAGCACCUCAACUUCAGGAGGCUGGAAGCAGGCAUGCUGGACCCCCCAUUCAAGCCAGAUCCACAGGCCAUCUACUGCAAGGAUGUUUUGGAUAUCGAACAGUUCUCAACAGUGAAAGGGGUGGAGCUGGAGCCCACAGACAAUGAUUUCUACCAGAAGUUUGCCACGGGAAGUGUGUCCAUUCCUUGGCAGAAUGAGAUGAUUGAGACAGAAUGUUUUAAGGAGCUGAAUGUCUUUAGCACAGACGGCACAGUGCCACCAGACCUAGACUGGAAAGGGCAGCCUUCUCCACAGCCCAAAAAGGGGUUACUCCAGCGUUUAUUCAGCAGACAGAGGUGAGCAGUCUCUCCUGGCUGCUCUGCUCAGGGAAAUACCCGGUGGCCCGCGGACAUGGCAAGAUCUGGGAAAGAGGAUUGUUGUCCUUCAGUGCCUAUCCCCUUCCCCCAGCAGAGCACAAGCUGCUUGGUGUUCUAACUGCCCCCUGAGCCACUAAUCCUGCUUCCCUGCUCGCUGCCUUCGUGAGAGAGGCCUUGCCCUUAGCUUGAGCCAAAGCUGCCCCUGCACUGCUGCUGCUGGGAGCUCUGCUCCCAGGGAGCUGUGCAAAGUUCCUUUCAUCCCUCUCUUUGGAUGUCCAGGACACACAAAAGGGUUGAGAAAUUGUGAAGGGUUUGGCAUUUCCCAGAGCUCAGGCUCCCUGCCAUUCCAUCAAAAAAGGGCUUCAGCAGCUUCUGUGGCUGUCUGAGCCCUGAGUGGAGCCCAUCUUCAUCCCAGCUUCUGGGCUAGUCAGCUGCGUGCUCACCAGUCUCUCUGCCAGGAGCUGAACCCCAAGAUGCAUCUUGACAUGCAGGCUUGGGGGGGGCUGGUCCUUCCCUGCCAAAAGGCAGCUGUAGGCUGGGUUGUGUGACUGUGCUCACCCUCUGCUUGCUUUGCUCCUCUCUCUCCCUCUUCCCUCUCCUUGCCCUUCUGACUUCAGGACUGUUGUGGAAACUGCAGUGACAGUGAGGAAGAGCCCACCCGGCUGUAGAACACAGCUUGUUCUCCAGCCCCCAGGACUCCCUUGCCUCUCCGGGUGCCCAGCAGAACAACAGCCCAGCCUGAAGGACAAGGUAGCAGCAGCCCCACAAGGUGGAUUUGUUUACAGCUUUACAUGUCUGUAUUGGAAGACUGUGAGGAUGGCUCUAGGGCUGGUGGCAACACACAGCUUGGGCCAAAGUGCCUCUGGCUAGGGACAAGCACUCAUCCCCAAGACAGACCUGGACACUUCUGAAUCUGCAGUUUGGGGUUGUGCUAUGUCCUCUGCCAGCUGCCUCUCCCUUCCCAUGCCCAGGGUGGAAGAGAGGGAUUAUGCCAGCUGGAGGCCAGGCUGGAGCAGCUCUGCUGACACAUUCCAAGGUGCUGAAGUGGCACUGCAGGUUUGGUGUAUAUUUAUAUGUCGUUCUGUACAUAUCACAUGUUGGUUUUUAAUCUAUAGGUGGAGGGCUGCACUGCCCCCACCCUGUCACAGGCACAAAUGUCCUCCUAUGGGGGGAAUAACGGUCCCAGCUUUGUACCAGGGAGUCCUGGGCAGAGGUCUUCUGUGCCUUGAGGUGUCUAAAGCAUCUUUCCUGGACCUUUCUGGCUGUGCUGAGGCAUCCCUGGCUCCAGCGGAGUCCAUUGCUCAGCCCUGAGGCACAGGAAAGCACUGUGCCAAAUUGUCUGCCAUGGCAUCCUGGCAGCAGAGCAUCACUUCUUCAUCCCUGCUUCUCUGUCUGCUGAAGCUUGUUUCCUCCUGCCUCGUCUCACACCUACUGCCAGCUCCAGGGAGCUGAUCCUGGCCCCCUCUCCAGACCAACAGCAGGCUGCCUGCAGCACAGCAGGACACAGCUGCUCCCAUGGCACCUGCCCAGGAGGUACCCGCUGCUGGGGCUGAAGGGUCAGUCUGAUCCCUGGUGUGGUGCAGGAUGACUCCAACAUGGUCUCACCACUUCUGGAUCAGCAGUCUGUGUGUGCUGGGAGGGCUGCAGACCCCAAGCCCAGCUCAGGACAUGUAAAGGAGCUGCUCUUGAGAGCAAAGCCAUGGUAAAGGGAAUGUCCCUUCCUGGGGUCGUGCCGUGAGCCAUGACCCAAGAGUCAGCAGGGCUGGGAUCAGCCUGGCCUCUGUACUGGCUUAGUGUGCAUUUCCAGGGAUCCUGGGGAGCCAGUGCAGCUCCUGUGCCCAAGGGGCCAGAGCCUGCCUGUCCCUGGGGAGCAGUGUGGGGCUCAGCCCACCUCCGUCCUGCUUGUCCUGUCCUCCCUUGUGCACACUUGUCCCAGCUGUGUCCCAAGCAAUAACUUGUGUCUUCUGUAUGUGUGUAUGCACACACGUGCGUGCACGUGUGUGUGCUGCUGCCUUGUGCUCAUUCUGAGCCAGGCCCCCCGGGGGGGCUGAGCACCUACUUGGACCUGUGGUAUCAUAUUUGCUUGCGUUGCACUAAAGUUGGAGAAUAUUUAAAUUUUUAAC